UCGCAGCCAACUUCACUCGCUUACUUGCACAUUCACAGCGAACUGUCAAACGAUCCGGAACGGCAACAAGAAAAACGCCAAAGUCAUCAUCAUCGUUCGCUCGAGUUUGUGGAUUUUGUGGUUUUGUGCGAGGAUUUUGUUUGAAUUUUCGUGAUUAAAACCAAAAGUGUUCGGUAAAAGUCUGUUCUUGUUUGCUACCCCGAAAAAAUAUGGAUCGCCUUCUUCGACUUGGUGGCGCUAUGCCCGGACUGACGCAAGCUCCACCCCCGACGGAUGCUCCGGUUGUGGACACGGCCGAGCAAGUCUACAUAUCGUCGUUGGCCUUGCUGAAGAUGCUAAAACACGGUCGAGCUGGUGUACCCAUGGAGGUUAUGGGACUUAUGCUGGGAGAGUUCGUGGAUGACUACACGGUUCAGGUCAUUGACGUGUUUGCUAUGCCACAGACCGGAACGGGUGUGUCUGUCGAAGCCGUCGAUCCGGUGUUCCAGGCGAAGAUGCUGGAUAUGUUGAAGCAAACCGGCCGACCGGAAAUGGUAGUAGGAUGGUAUCACUCCCAUCCUGGGUUUGGUUGCUGGCUUUCCGGAGUGGAUAUCAACACCCAGCAGUCGUUCGAAGCUCUGUCCGAACGUGCAGUAGCCGUUGUAGUAGAUCCUAUCCAAUCGGUCAAAGGAAAAGUGGUCAUCGAUGCAUUCCGGUUGAUCAAUCCCAAUAUGUUGGUUCUUGGUCAGGAACCAAGACAGACCACUUCCAAUUUGGGACACUUACAGAAGCCUUCGGUGCAGGCCCUCAUUCAUGGACUGAAUCGUCACUACUAUUCAAUCAGCAUUAACUAUAGGAAGAACGAACUGGAGCAGAAAAUGCUGCUGAAUCUGCACAAAAAGUCCUGGAUGGAUGGUUUGACUUUGGCCAACUAUCAGGAGCAUUGCAGCAUCAACGAGAGCACUAUCAGUGAAAUGUUGGAGUUAGCUAAGAACUACAACAAGGCACUGGAAGACGAAGAAAAAAUGACACCCGAGCAGUUGGCAAUCAAGAACGUGGGCAAGCAGGAUCCCAAGAGACAUCUGGAGGAGAAGGUCGACACCCUGAUGUCGAACAACAUCGUGCAGUGCUUGGGGGCGAUGCUGGACACGAUCGUCUUUAAGUAAGAAUCGUCGUUAGGUAUUUGGAGGGAAAUCGAAGGAAUCCCUGGCCCUCGUAUGAUAACUUAAUUGUAAUCAUAUUACGCUCUGUCUGAAUUAAAAAAUGCUAUUUUGUAAGUA
This is a messenger RNA of Aedes albopictus (Asian tiger mosquito), 1259 nucleotides long. It is a transcript of the gene Rpn11, whose product is annotated as 26S proteasome non-ATPase regulatory subunit 14. Gene Ontology annotation, biological process: proteasome-mediated ubiquitin-dependent protein catabolic process; protein deubiquitination. Gene Ontology annotation, cellular component: proteasome regulatory particle, lid subcomplex. The transcript is spliced from 4 exons. Gene Ontology annotation, molecular function: metallopeptidase activity; protein binding; proteasome binding. The coding region runs from base 210 to 1145 and encodes 311 amino acids. NCBI's taxonomy places the organism in Eukaryota, Metazoa, Arthropoda, Insecta, Diptera, Culicidae. The record is from RefSeq and is a predicted model, not a curated record.